GCAAGCACGAAGAAAGGCAGGACGAACAUGGCUACAUCUCCCGGGGCUUUAACCGGAAAUACACGCUGCCUCCCGGUGUGGACCCCACCCUGGUGUCCUCUUCCCUGUCCCCUGAGGUCCCGCUUACCGUGGGGGCUCCGCUGCCCAAAACAGCCACACAAUCCGCGGAGAUCACCAUUCCGGUCACUUUCGAGGCCCGCGCCCAAAUUGGGGGCCAGGAAGCUGGGAAGUCGGAACAGUCUGGAGCCAAGUAGAAGCCAUCAGCCUGCUGCAUCCCCAACAGCCAUCACUCGCCACCCCUCUCUAUCAGUCUUUAUGCUCUUUUGAUACAUGUACUUUCUGUUUUUCUCAAAUAAAAGUUGGAAGCU
Cricetulus griseus (Chinese hamster) is the source of this 368-nucleotide messenger RNA. The record is from RefSeq and is a predicted model, not a curated record. NCBI's taxonomy places the organism in Eukaryota, Metazoa, Chordata, Mammalia, Rodentia, Cricetidae.